Exophiala spinifera is the source of this 1845-nucleotide messenger RNA. RefSeq lists its product as uncharacterized. Bases 1 to 1845 code for a protein of 614 amino acids. NCBI's taxonomy places the organism in Eukaryota, Fungi, Ascomycota, Eurotiomycetes, Chaetothyriales, Herpotrichiellaceae. The record is from RefSeq and is a predicted model, not a curated record. The transcript has 9 exons.
AUGCUGACUCUUCCAUUGUUCUUCUCUGCUUUGAUAUGCGCUUCUGUUGCGCGUCCAGGACGCGAGCACAGUGCAAAACCCUACGCGCAUGCUCUUCAAGUAAGACAGAUAGGAGGGAAUUCAAGCUCCUCGCUUCAAGUCGACAUAGGCUAUGGAAUUUAUGAAGGAGUCCAGAACAGUACUUCUGGGCUCAACGUCUGGAAAGGGAUUCGCUUCGCCGCACCACCGACCGGCUCAAAUAGGUGGCAAGCGCCGACUGCACCACAAGUGUCCAGGUCUUCCGUCACCAGUGCGAGCUCCUUCGGUCCAAUCUGUCCUCAAGGCCCCGAUGCAAGUACCAAGAUCAACCCAGUCAACCAGACCGGUGCCAGUGAAGACUGUCUCUUCCUGAACGUCUAUUCACCAAACAAUGCGACUGGCCCGCUACCCGUCCUUGUAUGGAUUCAUGGAGGCGGGUACGGUGCCGGGAAUGGAAGGCAAGACCUGUCAACUCUGAUCAAUGCUAACGGCAACAAUUUCGUUGGGGUGGCCAUUCAAUAUAGGCUGGCAGCGUUUGGUUUCCUGUCUUCCGACGAAGUCUUCCGUAACGGCGUGGUAAAUGCUGGCAUUCUUGACCAGCACUUCGCCUUGCAAUGGGUACAGUCAUACAUUGACCUUUUUGGGGGCAAUGCCUCUCAAGUGACGAUCUCUGGAGAGAGCGCUGGAGGUGGGUCAGUCAUGCUUCAGGACAUGGCAUUUGGUGGAAGCCAAGGCACACGAUUAUUCGUAAACACAAUUGCCGCAUCUCCAUAUCUGCCUAUGCAGUAUGGCUACAGGGACUGGGUGCCGUCGCAAUCAUACUAUGCAUUUGCGACGGAAGCGGGCUGUCCUCCGAGUCUACCCUACGGUGCCCAUCCUCAGACGAUCUUUGAAUGCCUCCUCGACAAAGACACAGACACGUUGAUCAAUGCGAGCGCCACGAUAUCCCAAUCUGCCAACUAUGGCACUUGGGCAUUUUUGCCGGUGACGGAUGGCGUCUUUGUACAGGAUCUCCCUAGUCAGCAACUUCUGCGCAAGAAAGUGAACGGCAUGAAUGCACUUAUCGGAAACAACGCAGAUGAAGGCCCAGGCUUCGUCCCCCAAAACAUCACGACUGAAGAUGACCUUCUGUCGUGGCUACAGAUCACCUUCCCUCUCUUCACCAACGACGAUAUUGCCAAAGUCUUGCUGUAUUAUCCGAGCACUAACGAUUCUACCAACCCUUCCGCUUCGCUCUAUGCUACCACAGGAAACUCUAACCCCAGUGCCGUGAAUCAGAGCUUGAUAGGCACCGGACAACAACAGCGGGCUAACAAUAUCUAUGCCGAAACAACCUUCGUCUGUCCAUCAUACUGGAUGGCCGAAGCGUAUACCGACGGUGGGCGGGCUUCAUAUAAGUACCAAUUUUCUGUGCCGCCAGCACUACAUGGCUCAGAUACAAGUGCAUACUUCGGCCCAGCCGCAAAAAACGUUGGUCCAGAUCUGGCGCUUGCGUUCCGACAAAUCUGGGGCAAUUUCAUCACGUCGAAUGAUCCCAGCCUUUCGUCGAAUGUUGCGAAUGGUGCGUCCUCUGGGAAUAACGGUGCUUCUAACGAUGCCACUGAUUGGCCGCCAUUCUCGAUCUAUGCUCCGUACCAGAUUAAUCUAAACGAGACCGGAGGGACGCCAUACUCAGUCAACAUCACGCAGAUAGGUCACAAUAUCACUGUGAGUGGUCAGCCCGGCCUGCGGAAUAAUAUCAGCCUUGUGAAUGCUUGGACCUGGGAAGCGGGCCGAGGAUACAGAUGUGACUUCUGGCGCAGCAUGGCGGCCAUCGUACCUGAAUAA